GUGUUCCGUUCGAGUGUUCCAACGCCGGCCGCCGCUGACCACCUGUUCGAGUGUUCCGAUUAUCAGAAUGUCCACAAAUAUGGAUAAUGUUGAAGGGAAUGUCCCUAUUGAGGAGCAUGAAUCUGACAAUGAAAAAUCCAAACCCAAGAGGAAGAGAAUGAAGGAUCGUUCCGAGGUUUGGGAGCACUUUAUCAAGGAAGAAACACACACUGGAAUGGAAUCACGUUGCAAGUACUGUGGUAUAAGAUACAAGUGUGGUACAAAGAGAAAUGGCACUAGUCCAUUGUGGGCUCAUAUAAAUAGAUGCCUAGCCUCUGAGAGUGCAUUCAGCACUGGUGGUAGGGUUCUAGACCCAUUUAGGAGCUCCUUAACUCCAAGGGUCGUUGAAGGACUUGUUUGUGCUCAAAAUUGGCUACGUUCUUCUCCCUUUCCUAAUAUAGAAGAGUGUUUACAAGAAGUUGAAGAUCUUGAAGAAGACUUGAGGAAUAUGACAAUUGGUGGUCAAAACCCGGACUUGGUUGAGCUUGAUUGAGAGUUAGCUGCCAAGAAUGAAGCUGCCCUAUUGAUUGAAGACUUGAAGUUUCUGCCAAGAGCCUAAGAAUGAAGCUGCCCUGUUGGUUGAACUAGUUCAUUUGUGGGCUGUUUGUCUGUUUUAUUAUCAAUUCAUCAUGUGGACUGUUUUGAUAAUUUUAAGACUUGUUAAGUUCUUAUGUCUCAAUGUGGACAAUGUGUAAGUGUAUUUAAUUACUAUGGCAGUAUGGCUGGACAAUUUAGUUACUAUGGCAGUAUGGCAUAUGGUUGUGACUUGUGAAA
Messenger RNA from Chenopodium quinoa (quinoa), 813 nucleotides. RefSeq lists its product as uncharacterized. The record is from RefSeq and is a predicted model, not a curated record. Bases 68 to 532 code for a protein of 154 amino acids. NCBI's taxonomy places the organism in Eukaryota, Viridiplantae, Streptophyta, Magnoliopsida, Caryophyllales, Amaranthaceae. Gene Ontology annotation, molecular function: protein dimerization activity; DNA binding. The transcript has 4 exons.